AUAUGGGUCAGCUGACGAUUCGGAACAGGAAGUCCUCAGAUGACCACGUGACUUGUUUGAAAAGAAGUCACGCGGAGUCACAUGACCCGCAGUGAUCAGAGGCACUGCAGCGCGCGGACAGGUGGACUUUCUAAGAUGCAGCCGUUCCUCUGGUUCUACCUGGCGUUCCUGCUGGGAGCCGGCGCUGCUCCAGCUGCAGAUGAGAUCACCUUCCUUCCUGGUCUGCAGAAGCAGCCGAGCUUCAGGCAGUUCUCUGGAUACCUGAAUCUGGCUGACGGGAAACACCUUCACUACUGGUUUGUGGAGUCUCAGAACAAGCCGGCCGCUGACCCGGUGGUCCUGUGGCUGAACGGUGGUCCUGGCUGCAGCUCUCUGGAUGGACUGCUCACCGAACAUGGACCCUUCCUGAUCCAGGAUGACGGCGUGACGCUGCAGUACAACCCUUACUCCUGGAAUAAGGUCGCCAACAUGCUGUACCUGGAGUCUCCGGUGGGCGUUGGGUUCUCGUACUCGGACAAUAAGGACUACGUUACCAACGACACUGAGGUGUCCAUGAACAACUACCUGGCUCUGAAGGAGUUCUUCCGGCUCUUCCCAGAGUACAGCAGCAACGAGCUCUUCCUGACCGGAGAAAGUUAUGGAGGGAUCUACAUCCCCACGCUCGCUGAGCGAGUGAUGGAGGACUCCAGCCUGAACCUGCAGGGCGUAGCCGUUGGAAACGGGAUGUCCAGCUACGAGCUGAACGAUAACUCUCUGGUUUACUUCGCCUACUACCACGGCCUGCUGGGCAGCCAGCUGUGGGCGGAGCUUCAGACGUUCUGCUGCAGCGGCGGGAAGUGCAACUUCUACGACAACAAGAACCCCAACUGCACCGAGAGCCUGACGGAGGUCCAGGUGAUCGUCUACACUUCAGGACUCAACAUUUACAACCUGUACGCUCCCUGUGCCGGUGGCGUCCCCCACAGGUUCAGUGUGGAGCGUGGGCAGCUGGUGAUCAGAGAUCUGGGAAACAACUUCAUCAACCAUCAGCAGACCCGGCAGUGGAACCAGAAGUUACUGAGUCUGGCUGCUCUGCACCUGUCCGUCCGUCUGGACCCGCCCUGCACCAACUCCACCCCCUCCUCCCUCUACCUGAACAACGCCUAUGUCCGUAAAGCUCUGCACAUCAGCCCCCAGGCUCUGGACUGGGCCAUCUGCAGUUCUGAGGUGAACCUGAACUACGGCCGGCUCUACAUGGACGUCAAGAAGCAGUACCUGAAGCUGCUUUCUGCUCUGAAGUACCGGGUCCUAGUGUACAACGGAGAUGUGGACAUGGCCUGUAACUUCAUGGGGGACGAGUGGUUUGUGGAGUCUCUGCAGCAGCAGGUGGAGGUCCAGAGGCGUCCUUGGGUCUAUGAAGGUCAAGAUGGUCGUCAGAUUGGCGGCUUCGUUAAAGAAUUUAACAACAUCUCCUUCCUCACUGUAAAGGGUUCUGGUCACAUGGUUCCAUCAGAUAAACCUGUUGCUGCAUUUACCAUGUUCUCGAGGUUCAUCAAGAAGCAGCCGUACUGACCUCAGAUUGGACCUUCUCAGCCUCCGUACUCUCAGGGUGUUUUUUCUUUUUUUUUUUUUUAUAUCACUGCCAGCCAAUCAGAUGUAGAGAUCCUGCAGAAAAUUAUGUUGACCAAUCAAGAGGUUCCUGUGUGUUGGCUCCACCCAUAUCGCCAUGGAAACGAGCACUGCCUGCUGAUCUUGUGAUAAAUGUUCAAACUGAAACCCAAAAUAAAAACUCUACUAUAACCAGA
Molecule: messenger RNA, 1784 nt
Organism: Fundulus heteroclitus (mummichog)
Lineage: Eukaryota; Metazoa; Chordata; Actinopteri; Cyprinodontiformes; Fundulidae
Gene: ctsa
Product: cathepsin A
Exons: 14
Coding region: 82-1551 (489 amino acids)
Biological process (GO): proteolysis
Molecular function (GO): serine-type carboxypeptidase activity
Source: RefSeq, a predicted model, not a curated record